This is a messenger RNA of Penicillium argentinense, 2685 nucleotides long. RefSeq lists its product as uncharacterized. Bases 1 to 2685 code for a protein of 894 amino acids. The record is from RefSeq and is a predicted model, not a curated record. The transcript has 5 exons. NCBI's taxonomy places the organism in Eukaryota, Fungi, Ascomycota, Eurotiomycetes, Eurotiales, Aspergillaceae.
AUGGCCGACCCUCUGUCCAUCCUGGGCGCCGCACUGGGGGUAAUCUCGCUGGGCCUCCAAGUGCGUAGCGAAAUCACCUCAUACUGCAGCGCCUGGCGAGGCGCCCACGACGAAAUCCAGGAGGUGGCCAAUAAGGCCGAGGCACUCGACGCCCCGCUCUGCGCGCUUCGAGAAAUAAUCCCAGAAACCGAGCUCUCGGAUCCAGAUGUCGCCUACGACCUCCAGAAAAAGAUGGAGGUCCUCCGUGGAGGCGUGGUGAAAGUCAAAGAGGCGGUCGAUCGCUGGCGGCCCGCCCUAUGCGCCGAAACUACCCAAAAAGCUGAGAGUGGCUUGAGCGCGAGAUUACGCUCCCACCGGAAGAGGGCUGCAUAUCCCCUGAGGAAAGAAGCUUUGCGGACCCUGGUCGGGGAGUUAGAUGGGUUGCAGAUUGGGUUGCAGACGACGCUGCAGAUAUUCACGGCAAAACAAGUACGACUCAUUCCCUCCCUGGUCCAGAAUCAGGGGAAGCUCCUACACGAGCUGCAGUCAAUGCACGUACAAUUGCAACAUCUCGCCUACCAGAAAUCCUCGCCACCACCACCGCAAUUACUACAAACCUGGUGCGAUGAGCAAGCGUCGCUCAAUCCGAUAUACCCACGCAGCGCACGGGUCAGGCAAUACAGAUUUCACAGUCGCCUCUUGAAUAUCACCAUCGCCGCCUCCUUCGCCCUGACCCGAGGCGCCGGCGGGUUCUCUAUUGCCCCCUCGCUAAGUAUCCGCGUGCCCUUGUCUCCCAAUCACCCCGGGUUCUUUUCUAUUUACGCACAUGGGCUCGGGGCGAAGUCUACGAGACCGGUUGAGUUUGUGGCGAGUACGAUCGAGUUGUUGAAGUAUCUUUUUGUGACGGGCCUGGCUGGGCCGUUGGAUACGGAUUCGGAUGGGAAGUCUUAUUUGGAUGCCUCUUGUUUUGCCUUUCAAUGCAGCUCAAGAUGGCACCCAGACGCCUUUGUUCAUUUCGCCCGGCUUUUCGCGUUCUUGAUUGACAAUGGAGCACCAUUGAGCACGUCGAGUUUGCACGGGGGCACCGGGCUGGAUCACUUUGUCGGGGCUACUGUUCUCGAUGAGGAAAAGACUCGGAUGCUCUCGCGCUUGGCCUACCGUGGUGGCCUCCUGACUAUUCGCGGCGCCUUUCAAUCGCAUACAAGCAAGACAAAUAUGCGUCAGGUUCUGAAUGAGAGUGAAGAAGUGGUUGACAUCCCUGACGUUGCAAAAGCUAUUAUCCAAGAGUUAGAACACGAUCUGCUCGCUGAACUUCGUUCAGGAAGAGCCAAGGCGAACGAUAACCUCGGCGGUACAACAUUACUCCAGCUGGCCGUCGGUUGGCCACGAGGUCUUCAGAUCUUGCUCGGUUCAGGCGCAGACAUUCAUUAUGAUUGUCCAAUGCCGCCCUUGAGAAUGGCAAUUCGCGAGCACCAUUACAAAUCCGUAGAAAUACUAUUAUCAGCGGGAUGUGCCCUAGACACGGCUGACAUAGCAUUCGCCGAAUCACUUCACGACAACAAGAUGACCUCCAUUCUCAUCUCUGGCCUUGCAUCAAGACGGAAGAGAUUGUUAAAGUUUGCAAAAGCCAGCCUCUCCCCUGCCGAACUUUCAGAACUCGGACUUUCAGACUCACAUCUACCCGACAGCGAAGCAUGGAAGAUAACCAGCAAAUUAACCGAAAAAGGAACGACAAUUCCGGUAGAACUCAAAGUUAAUUUCCGCACCUCCGUCUACCACUGCGCAUUCCGGAAAAUAGAAACACUGGACCUCCUCCACAACGCCGGAUUCAAAGAUACCGACAGCGAGGACUCAUACGGGCUAACGCCCCACAUGACAAUGAUCUCCUCCUCGGGCAUAUUCGAAUGCGCACACAAAAGAAGAACCUGGCUUAUUUCCCACGGUGCUAAUCCACGAAGAGCACUCCAUGGUGGUGGUGGAACCGUUCUCCAUUUUCUCGGCACUUGUUUCGCGAGUAUGCUGGUCAUGGAAGUAACGCGCGCAUCCUCCUCUGAUCUCCGACAGUUCCAGGUGCCGGAGUCGGGGUCUGGGGUCGACGAUCCUCUAUUCGAUCUCCGCUACGUCCUUCAGGACCCUGAUAGAGAUACUUGUGUAUGCUCCUGCUCGGUUGGUGGGUGUACCCCACUUCUAGCGGCUGUCCGGCAUCUGCUGGGGUAUACACCCAGAUUUUACAUGCAUAAUGGCGAGAAUCGGUUCCCCCGUGCAUUAGAAUUUUUGAUCUCAAGAUCGGAUAGUUCUUUGCAAACGCAAAUCUCUAUUUUAAGACUACUCACGUUCGAUGCGCUUGAUCUUGGGCAUACAUGUUGUCGCAAGGCUGACUAUGUGCAUAAUAUAAUCGAAUACAUUGAUGGUAAAGAGGUGGAAGAGAUACGCGAGGAAGAAUCUUUGCUGUUGGACGAUUUUGAAUCUCUUCUGGAUUGGAUAAUUGUCCAAUUCAUGGAGAUGGGUGUGCCACUCCUCGAAUUCUUGCAGGGUUCUUGGUAUAAGCUGGUGGUGGCGCAUAUUAGUCAUCUUGAUCAUCAUGAUGAGGAGCAUGCUAUGGGAGUGCAGGAGCUUGGGUUCAAGCUUCGGGUUGUGGAAAAUGUGCCUGAGAGGGUAUCGCUGAUGCUUGGAUCGCGGAUUGAGGAGAUCGAGCACAACACUUAG